UUAGGUGAUGAUACUACCCAGACUCUAAUCCUAGUUCAUACCUUUAACCAUGUCUUUUACUACCAUUCAUCUGGUUGAAUCCACUUCCUCAUAUUUGCCACAACUGUGCCGUCAGUUUUCCUUGUCUGAGAUUGAACUUGCGACCCAAAACUUUGAUGAGUCGUUGGUGAUCGGAUGUGGGGGAUUUGGCAAAGUUUACAGAGGAACCAUCACUUAUGGAGAAAUACAUUUGGAUGCUGCAAUUAAGCGACUGGAAUCAGGUUCUAAUCAAGGAGCAGUAGAAUUUUGGGCUGAAAUUAAGAUGCUCUCGAAAUUAAGGCACUCUCAUUUGGUAUCUUUGAUUGGUUACUGUAACGAUGGGCAAGAGAUGAUUCUUGUGUAUGAUUAUAUGCCUAAUGGAACUCUUGCAGAUAAUCUCCACAAGUGUCGUGCUCCUCUAACUUGGGUGCGAAGACUUAAGAUAUGUAUAGGGGCCGCUCUAGAUUACCUUCACACUGGUACCGGUAUCAAGCAUGGAAUUAUACAUAGGGAUGUUAAGAGCACAAAUAUAUUGUUAGAUGUCAAUUGGGCAGCAAAGAUUUCUGACUUCGGGUUGUCCAAAAUUGGUCCAACGAAUCAGCCUACAACGUAUGUCAACACUUUUGUUAAAGGUACAUUUGGAUAUCUGGAUCCAGAUUACUUUCAAACAGGUAGGCUAACUCGAAAGUCUGAUGUGUAUGCCUUUGGGGUGGUACUGUUUGAAGUCUUAUGUGGGAAACAAGCAGUAGAUAGAAGUAUUGAUGAAGAACGUUGGGGUUUGGCAACAUGGGCUCAAGACUCCAUUAAAGAAGGAAGGCUAAAUCAGAUCGAUGAGCCGAAUAUAAAGGGGAGAAUAUCCCCUAAAUGUUUAAAGCAGUUUGCCCUACUCGCUGACCGGUGUUUGCACAGCCGUCCCAAGCAACGUCCUACAAUGGCCGAGGUUGUGGUGGGUCUUGAGUCUAUCCUAGCCUUACAGGAGAAAACCGAGACUACAUUGCUCAUCAAACAUGCUGGCAGACGGGUACCAACAUUUCUCUUUCCAUCCAUUUGGGAAAAGUCAGUUGGAGGUACAAGUUUAAAAUCCCUGGAUCGAUACCUCUACACUAUUGGCGGUGAAGACCGAAUAAUACACCGGUUUGAUUUUAAUACAAUCAUUUAUGCAACUGAAAACUUCUCUGAAGACAAUGAGAUUUUUUCCAGCAGAUUUGAGUCCACCCUGUACAAGGGACAACUACAAAAUGGACAGGAUAUAACAAUCGCUCAAUUUUCUGAUACAAGGGUAUACGAAGACUGUAUGAAUGAAGCAUCAAUACUUGUAAGGUUUAAACAUGAAAAUGUGAUUCAGUUUCUUGGGUAUUACAUUCAUGGAAGAAAGGGGUACCUCCUCUAUGACUUUGCACCUUAUGCAACUCUGGAAGGCUUGAUUUCUGAUCCUAAGUGUAAUGUUUUGGACUGGAGUAAACGGUACAACAUAAUCCUAGGUAUAGCCAGGGCACUUGUGUACCUUCACAAUUAUGCUCCCACUCGGAUCAUACAUCGUGUCGUGAGCCCUUCAAACAUCGUUUUAGAUGGAAGUUUUAACCCCAAACUGUCAGGUUUUGGUUUAGCAACCGCAGUCAACGAAACUGACUGCAUUCGUGUUUAUUUGAUUCGUGGGACCUACGGAUAUAUGGCACCUUAAUACAAAAUCGACGCAUGUGUGUCAACCAAGACAGAUGUCUUUAGUUUUGGUGUGUUGAUUUUGGAAAUUAUAACUGGACAAAGAUCACACGAUUUAUCACGCUUUGACGAGGCUAUGCUUUUUAAUUAUGUAAGAUUAGAUUAGGUUAUGUGAUGGCACACUUGUGUUUGUAUAAUCUGUAUUCUAGAAAAUAUAUGCAUUCCAACUUCUUGAAUCAAA
Molecule: messenger RNA, 1918 nt
Organism: Helianthus annuus (common sunflower)
Lineage: Eukaryota; Viridiplantae; Streptophyta; Magnoliopsida; Asterales; Asteraceae
Product: receptor-like protein kinase ANXUR2
Biological process (GO): protein autophosphorylation
Cellular component (GO): plasma membrane; plasmodesma
Molecular function (GO): ATP binding; transmembrane receptor protein tyrosine kinase activity
Source: RefSeq, a predicted model, not a curated record